AUGGCAUGGUUUAUAGGAUUUUGGGUUUUGGUUGGUAUCUUUGUAGGAUUGUGUUGGUAUGGUAAAGAGAAGAGGAAGAAGAACAACACAAAAAUGGAAAAAAAGAGUGGAGUGCUUCCAAAGGGAAGCUUUGGUUGGCCUUUGAUAGGAGAAACUCUUGACUUCAUUGCUGCUGGUUACACUUCUCAACCUGUUAGUUUCAUGGAGAAACGCAAAUCACUGUACGGGAGGGUGUUCAAAACACACAUCUUGGGUACCCCCAUCAUAGUAUCCACGGAUGCAGGAGUGAACAAAGUUAUUUUACAAAACCAUGGCAACGUUUUUAUCCCUGCUUAUCCUAAAUCAAUCAGGGAAAUAUUUGGAGAAUAUUCUAUACUUCAAACCAAUGGACCUCUGCAGAAAAAGGUCCAUGCACUUAUUGGUAGAUUCUUGAGAUCACCCCAAUUCAAAGCUAGAAUUACCAAACACAUCGAGCACCAGGUCAAACUCACCUUGGCUUCUUGGAAAGACUUGCCCCUUCUCCUCGUCCAACAAGAAACCCAAAAGUUUACGUUCCAAGUUUUGGUUAACGUAUUGAUGAGUCUUGAUCCGAGUGAUGAUUUGGAUUUUCUUAAAAGAGAAUUCGAUGAAUUCAUCAAAGGAUUGAUAUGUCUACCCAUCAAAUUCCCAGGAACAAGAUUAUACAAAUCUUUAAAGGCUAAAGAGAGAAUAUUCAAGCUGGUAAAAAAGAUUGUUGAGGGAAGAAAAUCGAGCAUGGAGAAAUCAGAAGAUUAUCAUGAACAUCAAAAUGCAAUACCUAAUGACGCAGUGGACGUGCUUUUACGUGACCAUCUUGGUGAACAAAAUGACAAGCAAUCUCUAUCGUUGGAUUUCAUCACUUCCCAUAUUAUUGAGCUGAUGGUCCCUGGAGAAGAAACCGUGCCCAUGUCCGUGACUUUAGCUGUCAAAUUCCUCAGUGACUGCCAUGUCGCUCUAGAGCAAUUAACGGAGGAGAACAUGAAAUUGAAGAGGCAGAAGACUGAUUCUGGUGAUGAUUACUGUUGGACUGAUUACAUGUCCUUGCAAUUUACUCAGAAUGUGAUAAACGAAACUCUUAGAAUAGCAAAUAUAAUCAAUGCAGUUUGGAGGAAAGCUCUCAAGGAUAUAGAAAUCAAAGGAAUUUUGAUUCCAGAAGGAUGGUGUGUCCUCACAUCUUUCAGUUCUGUUCAUAUGGAUGAAGAAAACUAUGAAAACCCUUACAAGUUUGAUCCAUGGAGAUGGGAGAAAACAGGAGCUUCCGUUAACAACAAUUGCUUUACCCCUUUUGGAGGUGGACAGAGGCUAUGCCCUGGUCUAGAUCUAUCCAGGCUUGAAAUUUCCAUCUUCCUUCACCAUCUUGUCACUACUUACAGCUGGGUAGCUGAAAAGGAUGAAAUUAUCUACUUUCCAACAGUGAAGUUGAAGAGAAAGCUGCCAAUCACAGUCACCUCCAUUGGCAACUCUUCAUGA
Messenger RNA from Dovyalis caffra, 1488 nucleotides. The record is from the annotation of a GenBank genome assembly. Lineage: Eukaryota; Viridiplantae; Streptophyta; Magnoliopsida; Malpighiales; Salicaceae.